This is a messenger RNA of Suricata suricatta (meerkat), 1062 nucleotides long. It is a transcript of the gene TREM1, whose product is annotated as triggering receptor expressed on myeloid cells 1. Gene Ontology annotation, biological process: neutrophil-mediated killing of gram-negative bacterium; cytokine production involved in immune response; chemokine production. The record is from RefSeq and is a predicted model, not a curated record. Lineage: Eukaryota; Metazoa; Chordata; Mammalia; Carnivora; Herpestidae. Bases 61 to 774 code for a protein of 237 amino acids. The transcript is spliced from 4 exons.
GCCUCUCAGCCAGAGUGUCCCAGGCACCACAGUGGCUGUUGGGGUUGGUGCACGUGAAGGAUGAGGAAAGCCAGGGUGCAGGGGCUUCUGUGGAUGCUCUUCAUCUCAGAACUCCAAGCUGCAAAUGAAGUAACAUUUCGAAAAAGAGAAGGGGAGACCCUGAAUGUAAAUUGUCCCGUCGCCAUCGAGAAGUAUGCCUUCACCCAGAAAGCUUGGCAGAGACUGGUGGAUGGAAGGGAGCCCCAGACGCUGGUUGUGACACAGAGUACUUCAGGGGAUCCUAGCCAAGUCAACGAGGGCAGGUACUCCCUAGAAGACAUCCCCUCCGAGGGCAUACUGCAUGUCCGAAUGACCAAUCUUCAAGUGAAGGAUUCAGGAAGGUAUCGGUGUGUGAUCUACUACUCUUCCAAAGAGCCGGAUGUCCUGUCCCCCCUUGUCCGGUUGGUGGUGACCAAAGACCCUUCAAGCACCACUGCCUCGGGUGAGGAUCAUACCAGGAAACUGCAGAUUCCCACCGUCCCUCCUACCACCACCAGGGCCCAGAUCACGCUCAUUACCAGACCCAGGACUGUGACCAAACUCCCACCUAAAUCAACUGUGGACCUCUCCUCUCUUAGCUUUGGAGUCAACAUCACAGAUGUGACAGAUGUCACCAGCUACGGUUUCAGGGUCUCUGUGAUCAGCAUCAUCAUUAUAGUGCUGUGUGGACUCCUGAGCAAGAGCCUCGUCUUCACAGUCCUGAUAGCUGUAACACAGAGGUCAUUUGGAUCCUAGGCUGGCGAACACAGGAGAGUGACCUCUGACUUCCACCCACGUCCAGCUGACAGUUGUUGGGAAGGAGGGAUGUGAGGGGAAGGGAAGGAGGGGCAAUGGCAGGAGUUGACUCUGUGACACGGGUUCUUUCUAAGGGUCAGGUCCCGCCUUCCCAGCCCUGUUAAUUCACUAAUAACCUUGGGGGUAUGAAUUCGCCCCCUCAGAAGAGAAGUUACCGCUGCAAAUAUUCCCAUUCUACCAGUGGCUCCAGAUUUGCCUUAAAUAAAGACAGAGUCCAAUUUGUUGCUG